This is a messenger RNA of Seminavis robusta, 2538 nucleotides long. The record is from the annotation of a GenBank genome assembly. NCBI's taxonomy places the organism in Eukaryota, Bacillariophyta, Bacillariophyceae, Naviculales, Naviculaceae.
AUGCAGUCAACCAAAAACGACGAUGACGAUGCUAACCAAGCAGCCAUGAUGCCCAGUGAUACUGGUACCGAGGAGGCAGAAGAAAGCCAACCAAGGCCACCUACCAGAAGAACUGGGACUAGCAGAACUGGCACACCGCGAGAUCUCGAUGAGUCGAACCAAUCACAUUCAACUUCAGACGAUGUUAUCGAAAAGGCUCUCAGGAUAAGAUCUUCUGGUGGCACUUGUGAAGCUGGGGAUGCCGAACAUCGAAAGCUACUUGCUUUUGAACAAGAAGCAAGAGCAUCCAAGACAAAAUCUAGUGACAAGUCUCACAAUGACAUCCGCCGUACUAGUAGAACCAGGACAAAAAAAUCAGCACGGAACAAAGAUACAGCGCCAACAACAGCCACACAAAAUACGUAUACUGGUACCGAAGAAACAUUGGAUCCUCUGGACCUCGCUAAAAUUGUUGAAGCCCGCCUAAAAGAUUCCGAUGACAAUCCGGCAGUGCAAGAGCGCGCAAAAAAUCUCCAUCCCACAAACAAAGGCCUACAGGCUACCUCAGUUGGACCAGAAACACAGGGAUACGAGGAAGAAGGUUUAUCCCCACUCGAUCUGGCCAAAAUUGUGGAAGCACGGCUACAAGAUUCAAGUCUCGACCAAGGUGAAAAUACUACCACUCCAGAAUGGGGCAACUCUCCACCGGCUGUAGACACUAUUGAGCAGCAGAACCACCAGGAACCAAAAUUAAGCGAUAUGUCGGGCACUGGUGAGGCCAACAGAAUUGGACUUGUCGACACCAAUGUAGCGCCGGACGAUACGGUACAAAAUGAUGACAAUUUUGGAAAUAUGCCUCCAUUGGAACGUACAACAGCCAACAGAAGGGCCCAAGUACUACCAGGAGCCUUCCCAAGCGGAGGAAAUUCUCAAGCAGGGGAGGAGGAUUUGGAAACCACAGAGAUGACACGCAUCGAACCAGCAACUACUCAGCCACCUACGAUCGAACCAGAAAAUGGCAAUAGUGGCUUGGCUGUGGCCAAUUUGGUCGAUGAGGAUGAGUACAUUGCACCAGAAGAUCUGCCCCAGGCCCAAGAUUACAACCUGGAAAAUGAAAACGGAAGCAUAGAAACAAGGAUGAAGGAAUUCAAAACCAAGGUCCUCUUGGGAGUCAUUGUCUUGUUGGCCAUCACUAUCAUUUUGGUAGCCAUUGUGACACCUAGAAAGAAACAAGAUGACCCCGUCCCAACAUCCACACCUAGUGAGUUUCCCAGCAGCAACCCAUCUCAGGGACCAUCGUCCUAUUCAGCAUACUGGCUGUCUCUUUUCCCUGAAUCAACAGUCUCUACAAUUUUGGAGGAUCCAGAAUCGCCCCAGUCGAUGGCAUUUGAAUGGCUCGUGGAAGAGAUUGACAUCCUACGCAACCUUACGGCGCAGAGAGUUGUACAACGUUUCGUCCUUGCAACCUUCUAUUUUGCCAACAGUGAUGAUCAAUGGUCCUUUAGUGACAAUUGGCUCAACCACAGUGUUCAUGAGUGCCUUUGGUAUUCAGGUUUGGAGGAUUUUUAUUUCUUUUUUGGGGCAGACCAACUGCUCCCACUGGAUCACAUCAGUCCAUGUGAGCAAGAUCCAGCGGGAUAUCUAGAGGAUGGCAUUUUGUACCAGGGAGAUGGAAUCAUGAGGCACUUGUGGCUGCAAUUCAAUGGCCUGGUGGGAUCAGGGAUUCCACCAGAGCUCUACUUGCUUACGGAACUUCGGAGCUUGGGGUUGGAUGAAUUGAACCUUACCAGCACCAUCCCAGAAGAGCUCUCUGGCCUUCCCAGUUUGGAGUAUAUUUCCAUGAAUUUUUGCAGCCUUUAUGGUUCCAUUCCUGAAGCACUUGGAAGUUGGUCAAAACUUGGAAUCAUGUACUUUGGCUGGAAUUCUUUGACGGGAACUCUUCCAUCAUCCCUGUUUUCCCUUACAAUGCAAUCCGUUGCUCUUCCUGAAAAUCAGCUGACAGGACCAUUACCAACAGAACUGGGAUUGCUAACAAAAAAAAAACUGAACGUCAACAGAACUGGGAUUGCUAACAGCUUUGGGGGCCUGAUUCUGAGUGGUGCUAUCCCCAAUGAGCUUGCAGCUCUUACAGACAUGAUACUUUUGUACCUGGAUAACUCGGGUUUUAAUGGGACAAUCCCUAAAUGGCUUGACAGCAUGACAUCCAUAGACACGUUGUUUCUGUCCGACAACUCCUUUACUGGGACUAUCCCAACAGAGCUUGGGCUUCUAACAGAGAUGCUUGUUUUGUGGCUUAAUUCGAAUGCUUUGUCCGGCACAAUCCCAACUGAAAUCGGAAUGUACGAGCAAGUCAGCCAGCUUUGUGGAUGUGACUUGUGUAUCUGUUCUGACAAUACAACAUCACAGACACUGGAAGGAGAAAGACUUGUCUAUGUAGACGGUCAGCUGCUACUGCUGAGUGAUGAGGGUUACCUGCUGCCGCUGAGUGAGGCAAACCUAACUGAGGGGAACCAAACUGAACCCCGAACCGAAUUACUGGAUGAUUCUGCUCAUUCGUGA